AUGAAACUUCUCAGAGCAAUCUUCACCCACCACAUCCACAAGCGCCACCGUUUCCUCAACCCCAAAUGCGUCUUUUCAUCUUCAUUUUCAAACUCUUCUUCGUCAACACCACCACCAGAGGACACAGAAACCCUACAUUCCGAUAGUAGAAACCAAUCCACCAAUAGUUGGAGCAUAUACGGCAACGUAGUUGCCAAACAAAGAAUCAGCAAUCACAGCGAUGAAGAUGAAGAAACCGAGGAUGAAAAACCAAGUGGGAGUGAAAAUGGGAGCAUGAUGAGUUUGAAGAAUAGAAGCAUAGUUAGGACGGGGACGACGGCGAAGAGGGGCACUGGGAAGGUGAAAACUCAAUGGGUUUGUUAUGAUUGUGGGUAUACUGCAGGACAGUGGUGGGGAACUUGUCCUUCUUGUAACAUGGUUGGGACAAUGAAAGAGUUUCAUGAAGCGAAAGUUAAUGGUGCUGUUGAUAGUAGUAAGCUUAGAAGUGGUUUAUCAGUUUCUGAAGAUGCAACGAGAACUUGGCUCCCGCAGCGGGCUGAUCAGUUGCAACCGGUUAAAUUGAGAGAAGUUAACAGUGGAUUCAGUGAGAAGGGUUGGCGAUUUCCUUUGUCUGGCCCUUUUGGAGAUGAAGUUUCUAUUGUGCUUGGCGGUGGUCUUGUACCAGGUUCUUUGAAUUUAGUUAGUGGUGAUCCCGGUGUUGGGAAGAGUACACUGUUGUUGCAGAUGGCAGCAUUGAUAGCAGAAGGAUGCAAUGGCGGUGACGGCACGGCCUGUCCAGUUGUAUAUGUCUCUGGUGAAGAGAGCCUUCAGCAAAUUGGUCAUAGAGCAAAUCGCCUUGGGAUUAAAUCUGAUAUUUAUUUGUAUUCAAGUACUGAUAUUGAGGACAUAUUAAGGAUAGCCCAGUCUUUCCCCAUUCGUGCUCUGGUUGUUGAUUCAAUACAAACUGUUUAUUUGAAAGGAAUAGUAGGAAGUGCUGGAGGGAUCAUGCAGGUGAAAGAAUGUACUUCAGCUUUGAUGCGAUUUGCUAAAACGACUAACAUCCCAGUACUUUUGAUUGGGCAUGUAACAAAGUCUGGAGAGAUAGCUGGGCCUCGUGUUCUGGAGCAUAUUGUUGAUGUUGUCUUGUACUUGGAAGGUGAGAGGUUCACUUCAUAUCGAAUGCUCCGCGCUGUGAAAAACCGGUUUGGAUCCACUGAUGAGCUUGGAGUUUUUGAGAUGUCAGAAUCAGGAUUUCAGGCUGUUUCCAAUGCCACUGAAAUGUUUCUCACUGAACAAGACCCUGAUUCAGAUGUUUUAGUUGGGUUAGCUUUUACCGUAAUAAUGGAUGGUUCAAGAACUUUCAUAAUUGAAGUUCAGGCACUCUGCCUUUCUCAAUCCCCGGUGGGAGGGUCAACUUCAAAAGUAGUUAAUGGAGUUGACACAAAUAGAGCUAACAUGAUCAAAUGUGUUCUUAUAAAGCAAGCAGGUCUUCAUAUCCCAUCUGUGCAUUUGAAUGUUGUUAGUGGAUUGACAUUGACUGAGACUGCUGGAGAUCUUGCAAUAGCAGCUGCAAUUUGCAGCAGUUUCUUGGAGUACCCUAUUCCAAAGGGCAUUGCAUUCAUUGGUGAAAUCGGUCUUAGCGGAGAGCUUCGCACGGUUCCUAGAAUCGACAAAAGAGUUCACGCAUUGGCAAAGUUGGGUUACAAAACCUGUGUAGUACCAAAGCAAGCCGUAAAAGCUUUAGGAACUGAAGGGCUAGAAAAUAUUAAAUUAGUAGGAUGCAAGAAUCUGAAGGAGUUUAUUAAUGUAGUAUUCAGUAGAUGA
This is a messenger RNA of Lathyrus sativus (Indian pea), 1803 nucleotides long. The record is from the annotation of a GenBank genome assembly. NCBI's taxonomy places the organism in Eukaryota, Viridiplantae, Streptophyta, Magnoliopsida, Fabales, Fabaceae.